Monodelphis domestica (gray short-tailed opossum) is the source of this 2595-nucleotide messenger RNA. RefSeq names its product vomeronasal 2 receptor 557 (gene VN2R557). Gene Ontology annotation, biological process: G protein-coupled receptor signaling pathway. NCBI's taxonomy places the organism in Eukaryota, Metazoa, Chordata, Mammalia, Didelphimorphia, Didelphidae. Gene Ontology annotation, cellular component: plasma membrane. Gene Ontology annotation, molecular function: G protein-coupled receptor activity. The record is from RefSeq and is marked provisional.
GGCUCUGGACAGAAGUUAAAGAAGCGUCCCUGUUUCCACCAGAUUAAUCCCAUUGUUUCCCAAGACGGGGACUUGGUGAUUGGGAUCUUCUUAUCUUUGUUCUCAGUUGAAGUGAACAUGGUAACAGGAGAAGAAUUAUUUAAAAGUCCUCCUAACAAAGUUUGUAAGCCUUAUCAGUGGCUGCAUAAAAAUUACCAGCAGGCUCUGUCUGUAGUGUUUGCUAUAGAUGAGAUUAACAGUGAUCCCCAUCUGUUGCCUAACAUUUCCCUUGGAUUUCACCUCUACAACACCUACCACAGUGAUGAAAAGACCUUGGAGAGCUCCCUGCAGUGGCUGACUGGGCAGGGCCCGCUCAUCCCUAACUACAGCUAUGGGGUAAAGGAUAAAUCUGUUGCUGUUAUUGGAGGAGCCACGUCAGCUCUCUCUGUCCAGAUGGGGACUCUUCUCAACCUUUACAAGUUUCCACAAAUCAGCUAUGGCCCAUUUGAUUCCAUUCUUAGCGACAAAGUCCAGUUUCCUUUCCACUAUCAGAUGGCCCCUAAAGACUCUUCUCUUUACCAAGGUGUUGUUCGCUUAAUUGUAUAUUUUGAAUGGAACUGGGUAGGCCUGGUUGUCUCAGAUGAUAUGAGAGGUGAGGAAUUCCUCGGGGAAAUAAGGGCAGAAAUGGCAAAGAGUGGUAUUUGUGUGUCCUUCACAGAGAAGAUCCCUGUCAGUGAGAGAACACAUAUGGAAUCACACGAGACCUUCAUGCCCAGGAUCUCAAUGUCAGCAACCAAAGUUAUUGUCAUCCAUGGUGACACAGAUUCAUUAAUGAUUAUGAGAUACUCAGGAAUUCCUUUAGUAGUAACAUGGAAGAUUUGGAUUGCCACAUCUCACUGGGAUAUUACUAUGAGACCCCACUAUCUUGAUGGUCAUACUUUUCAUGGGGCUCUCACAUUUUCACAUUUGAUGAGGGAAAUUCCUGGGUUCAAGUCUUUUCUUAAGGCUGUUACACCUUCUAAUUACCCAGAUGACAUUUUACUUAGGGGAUUUUGGCUCUCAGCCUUUAAGUGCUCAGAUCAACCAGAAGACCCAGAACAAGAGAUAUGUUCACCAAAUUCUUCCUUGGAGACUUUACCUCUAUACUCUUUUGAUACGACCAUGUCUGCUUUCAGUUAUACCAUCUACAAUGCUAUCUAUGCCGUGGCUUGGGUUAUCCAUGAAAUAUUUUUGAGAAAAUCAGAGAAAAUAUCACUGGGAGUUGAUGAAUAUUUAGAACCUCAUUCAUGGCAGCUGCAUUACUCCCUCAAAGACAUCCAAUUUAACAACAGUGCUGGUGACCAGGUGUUUGUGGAUGAGACGAAAAUCUCGGUGGCUCAGUAUGCCAUUAUGAACUAUGCAUUCUUUCCUAAGGAAAUUGAUGAACUGGUAAAAGUGGGACAGUUUGUCCCCAAGGCUCCAUUUGGACAAGAUUUCACAAUUUGUGAGGAUGCCAUUGUGUGGGGCUGGAUGGAUAAUAAGGUUCCUCGUGGAGUGUGCAGUGAUAGUUGUGGUCCUGGAUUUAGGAAGACCCUUUUGGAGGGGCAGCCUACCUGCUGCUUUGACUGCUCUCCAUGUCCAGAAGGGGAGAUUUCCAGUCAGAUUGAUGCAGAACAUUGUAUGAAGUGCCCAGAGAUUGAAUAUCCAAAUAAACAGAGAGAUCGAUGCCUCUCCAAGGUUGUAACUUUCCUGAAUAUGAAAGAACCUUUAGGGAUGAUACUGACAUUGAUGGCUCUUUCCCUCUCCUUACUGACAGUUCUGGUUCUGGUGGUCUUUGUGAUGUUUCAAGACACUCCCAUAGUGAAAGCCAAUAACAGGACUCUCAGCUAUACUCUCCUCAUCUCUCUUAUCUUCUGUUUCCUCUGCUCCCUGCUCUUCAUAGGCCAUCCUACCACUGCCACCUGUCUCCUCCAACAAACAUUAUUUGCAGUUGUGUUCACAGUGGCCAUUUCCUCCAUUUUAGCCAAAACUAUAAUAGUGGUUGUGGCUUUCAGGGGUAUUAGUCCAGAGAGCAGGAUCCGCAUGUUCAUACAUCCUAGAAUGUCCAUCUAUGUUGUUCUUAUCUGUUCUGGGAUUCAAGUGAUUUUCUGUGGCAUCUGGCUGGGCACCUAUCCCCCCUUCCCAGAGGCAGAUGCACAUUCUGAAUAUGGUCACAUAAUCAUUAGAUGUAAUGAGGGCUCUGCCUUUGCCUUUUAUUGUGUCUUGGGCUACAUGGGCUUUCUAGCCCUGGCAACUUUUACUGUAGCUUUCCUGGCCAGAAACCUUCCUGACACCUUCAAUGAAGCCAAGUUCAUCACUUUCAGCAUGCUGGUGUUUUGCAGUGUCUGGGCCACUUUUCUGCCCACAUAUCAGAGCACCAAAGGGAAGGCCAUGGUGACUGUUGAGAUAUUCUCCAUCUUGACUUCUAGUGCUGGGCUACUGGGCUGUAUCUUCAUUCCCAAGUGUUAUGUGAUCCUCCUCAAGCUAGAGAAAAAUGCCCAGGAACAGAUGAAGAAUAAAAGGGAUUCUAGAGGCAAGCUUUUUUCUGGAGGACAGCUUUAUACUUCUAGUUCUGGGAAUAAUAGGCUUGAAGAUUAA